This is a messenger RNA of Candoia aspera, 1309 nucleotides long. RefSeq names its product ribokinase (gene RBKS). Gene Ontology annotation, biological process: D-ribose metabolic process. Gene Ontology annotation, molecular function: ribokinase activity. Bases 87 to 1019 code for a protein of 310 amino acids. NCBI's taxonomy places the organism in Eukaryota, Metazoa, Chordata, Lepidosauria, Squamata, Candoiidae. The transcript has 8 exons. The record is from RefSeq and is a predicted model, not a curated record.
UGACUGCUGGUGGAGGGAAGGCGGGUCAAGGGUCGCGCUGAGGAGAAAAGGAGCUUCUUACAGUGGUUCCUUGUUACUUUCUCAGCAUGGUAGUUGCAGAAGUCGUCGUGGUGGGAUCCUGUAUGACUGAUCUGGUGAGUCUUACCACACGUCUACCAAAAGCUGGAGAAACCAUACAUGGACAUAAAUUUUUCAGUGGAUUUGGAGGGAAAGGUGCCAACCAGUGUGUUCAGGCAGCUCGGCUUGGGGCUAAAACUUCAAUGAUCUGCAAGGUUGGAAAGGAUUCUUUUGGUAAUGACUACAUUGAAAACUUAAAAAAAAAUGGGAUUCCAACAGACUUUGUAAGUCAAACAGAAGAUGCUGCAACUGGAGCUGCUUCAAUCAUGGUCAAUAGUGAAGGAGAAAACUUUAUUGUAAUUGUUGCAGGAGCAAAUUUGCUUCUGAAUUCCGGUGAUUUAAAAAAGGCUGCUCAUGUCAUCUCUGAAGCCAAAGUGAUGGUCUGUCAACUUGAAGUAACGCCAGCUAUUUCUUUAGAAGCAUUAAAAAUGGCUCAUACCAGUGGAGUGAAGACUUUAUUUAAUCCUGCUCCAGCAAUUGCUGAUCUAGACCCACAGUUUUACACUUUUUCCGACAUCAUCUGCUGCAAUGAAAGUGAGGCAGAAAUUUUAACAGGAAUUGCAGCCUGUAAUGCUGGAGAUGCUGGACAAGUGGGACUUAAAUUAUUAGAGAGAGGUUGUAGGACUGCCAUCGUAACCUUGGGACCAGAGGGUUGUGUAAUAGUCUCCAAAGAGGAACCAGCCCCUCAUCAUGUUCCUGUCACAAAGACUACUGCUGUGGAUACCACGGGAGCAGGUGAUAGCUUUGUUGGAGCACUAGCUUUCUACCUGGCUCACUACCCCAGUCUGCCUCUACAUGAAAUGCUGAGGAGAAGUAACUUUAUAGCAUCCAUUAGCACUCAAACAACAGGGACACAGACUUCCUUCCCUUACAGAAAGGAUCUGCCACAAAGCCUAUUUUAAGCUGUGUAACACAAUAGUUUGAUUUUCUUUGCUCAGGUACUGUGGCUCUUUAAACAAAUGUCUACUUGGAUGCCAAAAUGAAGAUGUGUCAUUGUAUAAAUCUCAUUGUUGCUUAGCCUUACCCUGAAUGAGGUGUACAUGCUUUCACACACUGCAAUUCCAGUUUAGGACAUAGGAUUUCAGGUUUACAGUAAGAUUUCUUCCAUGUCUUACUUAAGCAAGAACCCUUUUUAUCACUGUUUUAAAAUUGUGAUCCUACUCUGAAAAUAAAAUUUUUGCACAACUUGGAA